AUGCAUUGUAAGCGGUGGAAGGCGAAACCGUUUAAACUGCCAACAAUGCCUAAAUAUCCAGUGACUCGAGUAACACGUUCUCGAAUAUUUGCUCGAGUGGGUCUGGAUAUUUGGGUCCCAUCUCUAUCAAAACUGAGAUGGGACUGGCAAAACGACGUCGCCUUAUUCACUUGCUGUACUGCCAGAGCCAUGUAUUUGGAAAUGGCAGAUAAUCUAUCUACCGAAAGUUUCUUAAAUGUGCUCGGAAGAUUCGUAGCCCGGCGCGGUUAUCCGGAAUUGAUUCUAAGCGACAACGCUAGUCAGUUCCAACUGGUCUUCGAAACCAUAAUGAACCAGGAAACUGAUGUCACGGAAUUCCUAGUGAAAGGAGGAAUGAAGUGGAAAAGCAUCAUUCCUAAGGCUCCUUGGAGCGGAGGAAUCUACGAGAGGAUAGUCGGACCAAUGAAGAAAGCGUUGAGUAGCAGGAAGAAAACUGCUGAAGGAAAGGGAUUUAAUAACCCUCAUAGCAGAAAUAGAAGGAAUACUCAGUACUCGGCCGCUAACAUACAAACACUCAAUGGAAAACUUCUGAAUCGACCGAUAAAUACAUUAUAUCCAUUAGAAAUCAGCCAAGAAGAGAGUUCAAUUGAACAAUUCCAAGAGUCACCAGACCAAACCGAAAAGGAGGAACAACCUAUAGCUCGGCAAACUCGAAGUGCUACAAGGCUCCAACAAGAUCAAUGCACAUCCACGGAUGGAUAUCUGGGAUACCACUUAACGUGCCCUGAAAAAUGGAACUGCAGAGAAAUCACAACUGAAAAUGCCACAAUAAUAACUGUCACAGUACACACUCGAACAUAUGUACGAAAAGUGAUACACACUCGAACAUAUGUACGAAAAGUGACUAUAAAAUGUAGUAGUAUCACUCGGAUAAUGUGCACUAAAGCACUUCCUCAGAUGGUCAUUGUCAGUAGUUUCCGAUCAAACGAUUACCUUCGCAACUACAUCACAGUUUUGCAAAGCCUUAAAAGCGACAGAAAAGAUCUUGCCUCUACGGAAAACUGCACUACUCCAAUGGGCAAAUGCGUAACAAAUACUAGCGUUGUCUUAUGGAAUAAAACGGCAGCAACAGGACAUUAUUUGUGUCGAAGAAUUAGAAAAUUUAAGGCUUUGAAAUAUGGAACUCACCUUGUCAUAGAACCACAAGUACGAGAAAACAGCAGCAGAAUUCAAACUUCUGCCAAUGGAUUCAAUGUUCCUCAGCGGGGUAUGUCGGAAAAAUCCGAAAACUUGUGA
Molecule: messenger RNA, 1275 nt
Organism: Acanthocheilonema viteae
Lineage: Eukaryota; Metazoa; Nematoda; Chromadorea; Rhabditida; Onchocercidae
Source: the annotation of a GenBank genome assembly